UUUGCAUUCGACAAAAGAGCGCUGACAGCGCUGCGCUGCGCGCGGUGGACUCAGCUGUUGUUGAACGUGGCUGUGCUUGCGCGAACACUUCCCGCUGAAGUGUUCCACAUACAUUCGCGCGAUAAAAAUGAUAGCGUAGUAAGUCCCAUCAUCGGUUGAGACUCGUGUCAGUAGGGGGCGAAAUACUGCAGCGUUCCGUUAGCGAAAUGUCCGUGUGAAGUCAUCGACUGCUAAAUCAUGAAGCUGGCGCUUGUUUUUACGCUCUUCGCUUUCGUCCUGGAUUCUACACGUCAGCAAGUAACAGGGCAGGCCAACGACAGCUCGCUCGUUUUGCUACAAGUGGUGUACAGACAUGGGGACAGGACUCCAAUUAAAACGUUCAAAAAUGACCCUAUCCCCAUCACAGCUUGGAAAGAAGGCCCUGGGCAACUGACCAAGGUUGGAUGUCGGCAGCAUUAUACCCUGGGAAGCCACCUGAGGUCACGUUAUGCAAACUUUCUUACUGGUAACCCUCACCAUAUCCGUGUCUGGAGCUCGGACAGGGAUCGAUGUUUGGCGAGCGCGCAGUGUCAUUUGGCCGGAUUUGCUGUGCCUUCUGCGGAAUGGGCCUGGAAUCGGACUUUCGAUUGGCAACCUGUUGCCAUACAUACGCGUCCAACUUUUGAAGAUGGGAUGCUUGUUCCAGGAGAUGCUUUUUGCCCUGAAGCCAAUGCAGAAGAGGAACGAGUGAAGAAUUCUCCUGAAGGGCAGGCUUUUCUCAAGAAAUAUCACAAACUUUAUGAAACACUUACGGAAAAAACUGGAAACAUUAUUGCAGACUGGUUCGAUGCUGAAUACAUAUACGAUACUCUUCUGAUUGAGAAAUACUAUAAUUAUACUGUGCCCAAGUGGGCUGAAGAAUUGUGGAAAGAUUUGAAGUAUCAGAGUGACCAGUGUUUUGUCUUCCGCACCAAGACUCCUCUUCUGAAGAAACUGCGUGCAGGGCUGCUGGCCGCCAAUAUGUCUGGUAACCUGGAGGCAGCAGCUCGAAACAUGUCGAAUUACAAAGUCUUCAUGUAUUCCACACACGAUACUGAAAUUUCGGCCAUCCUGGAUGCCCUGGGUGUGUUUGAUGGCCACGCCCCGCCUUAUUGCUCCACCCUUGUGCUCGAGCUAUGGAAAAAUGGACCAGGCAAUUUCUCCGUGCGUGGGCUUGCACUCAAUGCAUUUGACUUGGAACCUCGGCCUUUUCAUUUUCCUGGCUGUGAGGGCGAGUUUUGCGCCCUGGAGGAUUUUCUCAGCUUGGCCAAGGUGUACAUUCCAGAUGACUGGCGGCGAGAUUGCGGCCUCCGUCGAUCUUUCUUCCUCUCUGAUGGAGCAUUGGCAUUGGUGAUUGGGCAGAGCGCCAUACUGGCCAUUGUGGUGUUCAGCUGCACUGCCUACUGUCUUCUGCGGAAGCGCAAGACCCCCAAAAAUAUGGUGGCUUACUCGCCACUUCCCACUGAAUUUACGACGACCAACUGAGCAGAUUUCAUGCCGAGGAAGGUUAUCAGAUGUUCGGGAACUUGUGCAUGCCUUGCCAUGGCUGCACACUAGAUGGACAUUUUGUGGACCAGACAGCCUUUCUUUACCCUGGCAUUGUCCACUCGGAGGAAAGCUAAGCACGCACAAUGAAAAGAGCAGGCCCACCAAUGAGCUACAUUCAGGCCAUAUACACCAUAAUUUAGUGAGACUUUCAUGGGUCUGGCAUUUUUGAAAAGCAGGUACAGGUUGAUACCAAAUAUUGAAUAUUCACGUUCAUAUGUAUAGCGCCAGUGGGGACACUAAACACUACUGCACAUCCACAAAUAUGUACAAGCAAGGUAUUGAACCAUGCGACAGCCUAUUUAACUGACUGUCCUCAAAAAACAAAAACAAAAGCGGAGUCAUGCAUAUACUGCAAGUAUUAUCUGGCAUGACUCACUAUCUCGUAUGAUGAACCCUAAAACCAACAUGGCCAUAUAAACAUGGUAUCUUGGCAGGCAAGUGUGCCCACUGAUAAGCUCAAGGACUUAGUGGCUGUCCAUGAGACAUUUCUGAAAGGGAUAUUAAGACGUGGUUGGCACUUAUGUACAGAAUAAUUGUAACUUACUAAAAAGAACUUCAGAAAUGAAGUCUUGGUCUAUUGAUUUUAUUAGAUGUAUAAUAAUGUUUGAGCCUCUAGUAUUCUCCCUAUAGUGAUGGGUGUUCUGACACGGUUUAGGCGCUUUGAUACUCUUAGUCAUUAUGUGGUGAUGUAAAAAAUAAUGUGCCUGCGCACAGCCAUGCAAACGUCUAAAAUGUGCUCGUCAGUGAAAUAUUAUUGGGCGCACAUGGCUUUACAUGGAGCUCUUUUAUUACUUCCAUAUUUUACAAUAGUCUCGUGAUAUGUUGUUGCAUGUUACGUUGUGAAAAUUGUUGUACAUAUUACUUUCCUGGUAUUGCUCAAACCUGACUUACUUUUUGCCGGUGAAGAGCACUUAUAAGUUUGACGUAAGUUUGGAGUGCAGUUAUUUAGGAGUCAUAUUUUCAGUAUUGAAAUUAACUGAGAACCUGUUCUACAGUUUUGCAGAACAUUAUUUGAUGUACUUUCUUAAGGCAACUUAUAAAUUAUUUGUUUUUUACUAUUUGAUGCAUGUACCUAUUAAUUCGCACAACUAGCAUGGGCAUUAAUUAAUGUAUUUUACAUUCAACACACAAAAUGUAACUUUUUAUGAGUACGGAAAAUGUAUUGUGGGAUUAUAAAAAUUUUAUUAAAGUGUUUAAAAAAAGAA
Molecule: messenger RNA, 2771 nt
Organism: Rhipicephalus microplus (southern cattle tick)
Lineage: Eukaryota; Metazoa; Arthropoda; Arachnida; Ixodida; Ixodidae
Product: prostatic acid phosphatase
Biological process (GO): dephosphorylation
Molecular function (GO): phosphatase activity
Source: RefSeq, a predicted model, not a curated record